AUGCUUCGCUCUUCUUUCAACCUUGUGUCUCGAUCGCGCGUUCUUGUUCGCCCAUUCCCUGCUGCUCGUGCUACUGCACCUGCUGUUGGACGCUUUUAUACCACUGAGAAGCAAGAACCCAUCGCUACGCCUGGUUCCUCAUCGUCUGUCGAUCCCAAGAUUGCUGGCAUUGCUGAACAAAUCGAGAACUUGACCUUGAAGCAAGCAUCAGAGCUCGUCUCUCAACUCAAGGAUCGUCUCAAGAUUGAAGAUGUUGCUAUGCCUGCUAUGCCUAUGGGUGUGAUGCCUGGUGGUCAAGAAGGUGCUGCAGCUGCUGAAGAGGAAAAGCCUGCUGAAAAGACCGAGUUCAAUAUCAAGUUGGAGAAGGUGGAUGCUACUGCCAAGGCUAAGGUGAUUCGCGAGGUUAAGAAUUUGGCAGGUCUCAGUUUGGUCGAUGCCAAAAAGUUUGUCGAGAGUGUUCCCAAGGUGCUCAAGGAAUCGGUGCCAAAGGAAGAGGCUGAGAAGCUCAAGAAAGCCCUGGAGGCUGUGGGUGCCACUGUACAAUUGGAGUAA
This is a messenger RNA of Lichtheimia ornata, 552 nucleotides long. Its product is annotated as ribosomal protein L7/L12. Lineage: Eukaryota; Fungi; Mucoromycota; Mucoromycetes; Mucorales; Lichtheimiaceae. Gene Ontology annotation, molecular function: structural constituent of ribosome. Bases 1 to 552 code for a protein of 183 amino acids. Gene Ontology annotation, cellular component: ribosome. Gene Ontology annotation, biological process: translation. The record is from RefSeq and is a predicted model, not a curated record. The transcript has 4 exons.